UGGGCGGGGAAAAUGGUUUCUCAAAGGCUGUGGGGUUUACUUCCUUCCUUGACUUUGUCCUUCUCAAUUGACCCCACCUCUUCCUCUGUCCCUUUUUAUAGUUUGCUUCAAAAUGUUCCUGAGGUAGUUCCUCUUCUCUGUCCUUCUCACUUGCUUCUGUUUCUGUCCCAUUUCUUCUAGUCUUCAGAUUUGACAGCACCCACCCUGGGGGAAGCAGAGAGUUGACGAGCAGUAGCAUGUUCUUGGGCAAGUCUGACGCCUGGCUGUUGGCUGUGUCUAGCGUUCCUGGGAAGCUCUGGAAAGUAGCAUGUUCUCCAGAAGAUGGGAAUGGUAUUCAGCCCUGCAACUGCUACUGCUGUCUCUCCUGGUGUCUGGCAUUCCAGGUCAUUCAGAAUCUGAGACCAUCACCAAGGCCACUGGCAGCAACGUGACUCUGCAAAGCUCCAAGAAACUGCUUGAUAACUUCACACAUGGCACCUGGUUUUACACUACCAACCAGAAGAUUAUGGAAUGGGACCCAAAAGAGGUUUACUCCUUCAACACUAAAUUUAAACACAGAAUCAGACUUGAUAAUCAAAGUGGUGCAUUACACAUCUACAACGUCCAGAAAUCGGACAGCAGUACUUACAUCUUGAGAGUGUCAAAAGAGGACGAAGAUGAACGAGAGAUCAAGAUAAUCUUGAAGGUGUUUGAUACUGUACCCGAGUUCGUGAUAAAAACGGAGAUGAUCAAAGAAGUGGGUGACAUCUGUUAUAUGAAUCUCUCCUGUAAAAUACCAGACCCAUCUGCUGGCUACAUUUGGUAUGGAGACUCAGGCCCCUUACCAAAGGAGCUCCACAGGAGUGAACUUGAAGUCACCCUUACACCACAGAACCAAUCCAAGUUUUACACCUGUCAAAUUAGCAAUCCUGUGAGCAGCAAAAAUGAUACAAUCUACUUCCUUCCACCCUGUACUCUGGCCCGAUCCUCUGGAGUGACCUGUGUUGUAACUUGGCUAGUGAUCUUGGUACCCAUCAUUCCUGGCCUCCUACUCACCUAAAAUGACUCCUCCAGCUCAAGAAGGAAACUUCCAGGCCAGACAAUCUUGCCUUCAUCAGCAACCGUGACCUUUGCCAGGACCAAAGCUCCAGCUGUGUGGGAUGAGACAAAGUAUAUUAUCGAAGCUUUUCAAUUAACUUUUGACAGUUCGUCAUAUAACUCUGUGCCACCAAAACUUAUUGAUAGUUUGAAUGCAUUAAAAGACUCCUGGAGAGGUGGUUGGAUCAUGAGGGCCUUAUUUUCAUCGGUGGGCCAAUCCAUGAUAUUUACGGCUGAAUGUACUGUUAGGAAGAGGGGCCCAGUUGGAGUUAGGCCCCUGGGACCGUGCCUGGUGCUUUUCCCCCUGUGCACUGAUUCCAUCUGCUACGAAGUGACAAGUUUACCUCCACUCUGCUCCUUUGCCAUGAAAUUUCUGCCUGGGAGCCAGCUGGUCAGGCAGUGGAAACUCAAAAAGUAUGAUCCCAAAUAAAGCCCUAUAAAUUGUAUGUCAGGUUCCAAUGAAAAGAAAGCUGACCAAUAUAAUUCCAUGGUUGUUUUUCAACACACACAGAUAGUCACACAUGCAUUCUCUUCACAAAAAAAAAAAAAUGUGACUACGUUGUGCUAAUACAUUCACUUUUUAAGAUUUCUUAUGUAUUUACUUUUCAUGACCAUGGUGAUCAAACCCAGGGUUUCAUGUAUGCUAGGCAAAAGUUCUACUGUUGAAUUACAAUUGUCUUACCAGGUAAACAUCAAUAUGAUCAUCAAAGUGGAUUCCUGAGUCAUUCCAAACCUGUCAGACAGUACCAUCAGCCUAGACAGACUAGAACAUGGGCAAGAUCCUGAGAUUACAGGAUCUGUGUGUCAGCACAUUUGAGGGAUUAAAUUGGACUCCCUCUGACCUCUGUUCCAACAUCGAUGUCAAACCUGAGAUUCCAGCUCUCCCAAAACCCUCUUCUUUCCCAAAUUCUGGCCUCCUUGUCAGUGGUUUGAAGAGAAACAUACCUUGCUUUGUUUUCCCAUGAAUAUGAGGUCAGACUCACUCCCUGAGAAGUGAGUGUGCAGCUUUACUAUGUAAGAAGGGUCCCUGCUCCCACAAUUUUCACAGGACCUGAGUUCUCCGUUCUCUUUUCACCACAUUGCUAUGAGAGCCACUCUUCCAGUUUUAAUUGAAUCAUGGAUCUAAUGAAACCAUCAAAUGGACACAAAUUUUUUCUCCACAGUCUCCCACUGUAAACAGGGAGGAGUCCCCGAGCCCAUCCCUGCAUAACAUCCAGAACUUUUGCUGUCUGUUUUCUUUUCCAAGUCUCUUCAUGAGUACAGAGCUGGGAGGUCACUAACAAAUGCUCUCCCUUGAAGGAAAUGGCCACGGUACACCAUCGUGCUUUCUUCUGACAGCAGGCCAGCUUCUCCCACCUCUUCUUUUACUGUCACAAAGAAACAUAGCCUCCAUCUCCUCUGAGCAACAGGUGAUGCUAUGUGUUCACCAAGUCCUUUCAAUUUCCCCUUGAUCAGCAGAAAAAAAUCCUUUUCCCAGAAACCUUUGCAUCUGUGUGGAGUCAAGUAAUUGGUUCUAGCCAAUAGGAGGUGAGCAGAGUUGAGCUGGCAGGAAAUAAGGGAAUCUGGGAAGUGGAGCCACAUAGCAAGGAGCCUGGGUUUGAGCCAUUGUUUGGAGAGCAGCUACUUGGCUGCAUUGCAUAUGUGUAGUAAGAAAGUUUGGAUUCUUCCUGAUACCAGAAGGUGGUCAAGGCUCCCCACAACACACACAAUGCCUUAGCACAGCCUGUGGUGCCGUCCCAAUGUCAGUUCUCAUCAGCCUGCACCCUUCAAUCGGACUGUCUCAGCCUCCUUUUUAGAAAUUGUUCCUGUUCCUUUCCCCUCACUCUUCUUUGUAGAAGAGGAGGUUCUCUUGGAAACAUACACAGGGUCUCACACACACUCACACACACUCACACACACACACACACACACACACAUUUGCAGGCACACCUUUCCCGGCAUCACAUAUUAGUCCUCGUACCUUGGAAGCCUCGGGUAAAUCUCACUUUAGGUGGCCCAAGUCACAAGCAUCAACUCUUCCCUGCCUCUCCUAUCUCUCAAGGGAGCACCGGAUAUAUAAUUUUUGAGACUUGAUACAAAAUGAAAAUGUGGACUCUUUGUUCAAAACACAGGCAAAAACUACUAUUAAAGGUAUUGCUGGAUGCGGUGGUGCAUGAUUGUAAUCUCAUUACCCUGGGGGGCUGAGGCUGAAGAAUCUCAAACUCAAGCCCCAUCUGGGCAACUUAAUCACUUAUCAAGACCCUGUCUCAAAAUAAAAAAUUUAAAAGGGCU
Molecule: messenger RNA, 3348 nt
Organism: Fukomys damarensis (Damara mole-rat)
Lineage: Eukaryota; Metazoa; Chordata; Mammalia; Rodentia; Bathyergidae
Gene: Cd48
Product: CD48 molecule
Exons: 5
Coding region: 308-1039 (243 amino acids)
Source: RefSeq, a predicted model, not a curated record